CUCGUUCAGGUGAGCAUUUUUGCUGACAGCAUUGCAGUGCUCAGAAAGCAAGAAUGACACACUCUGCAUAUGAGGGAGGGGAUAAUGCAGCACAUAUUGAAAUUGAAAUUGCCUACAGGGAUAUCCAUGUGCAAUAGGGUUGAAGGACACUGUGUCCUGAUGGGCAAUUGUGCCUGUGAUUUGUAUAUAUAAGAGUGCAGCUUACGGCACUAAUCAGAUCUGUGGUAGCGAAAGAAGAGACAUGAAUCCCUGGUCAAAAGUGAAGAAAAAGACCGCUAUUCUGCGAGUGAUCAGGAAGCCCCAGACAGAAGAAUGCCCCCCUGCUCCACCAGGCUUUGAAGAUGAUGGCAAUAUUGUGGCACCAUUGGAUGGGCUGCAGAUUUCUGGGGAAUUAUCUUGGAGCAAAAGUGACCUCUUCAUGCCACCAGGUGGUGGGCAAAAUCAGCCACAUUCCUACUUUAUGAAGGAAGAUACAGAAGAUGCCGAAUUAGAGAGGAUCAUGAAAGACUUUCACCAGCAUGAGAAAAUUCUCCCUGAUGGGAAUGUGGAAGGGACUAAUAGUCCAACCUUGUUGCGACCUCCAGUGUCGGGCAAGGCUGGCCAUGAGCCAGUGUUAGACAGCGAACAAAGAUAUCGGGGGCAGUUGAACUCGCAGACGCCAGUGGCCCCACCCAGCCCUUCCCGUCCAAAGAGCCCCUGGGCCCGGUUUGAUCCAUAUGACUCUGCUGAGGACCAGGAGAAGGAAUAUGUGGGAUUUGCCACUCUGCCCAACCAGGUGCAUCGCAAGUCUGUCAAGAAAGGAUUUGACUUCACACUUAUGGUGGCAGGAGAAUCUGGCCUGGGGAAAUCGACACUGGUUAACAGUCUUUUUCUGACUGACUUGUACAAAGACAGGAAGCUACUGAAUGCUGAAGAGAGAAUCACACAGACCGUUGAAAUCACUAAACACACCGUGGAUAUUGAGGAGAAAGGGGUCAAGCUUAAACUGACCAUCGUAGACACACCUGGCUUUGGAGAUGCAGUGAACAACACAGAGUGUUGGAAGUCAGUUGCGGACUACAUCGACCAGCAGUUUGAACAGUACUUCAGGGAUGAAAGUGGCCUAAACCGCAAAAACAUUCAAGACAACCGAGUACACUGCUGCCUUUAUUUCAUCUCUCCUUUUGGCCAUGGGCUUCGGCCUCUUGAUGUUGAAUUUAUGAGGGCUCUUCAUGAAAAGGUUAAUAUUGUACCAAUUCUGGCAAAAGCAGACACUCUGACGCCUUCUGAAGUGAAGAAAAAAAAAAUGAAGAUCAGAGAGGAGAUAGAACAGUACAGUAUUAAAAUUUAUCAGUUUCCUGACUGUGACUCAGAUGAAGAUGAUGAGUUCAAGCAGCAAGACCAUGAGCUUAAGGAAAGCAUUCCAUUUGCCGUGAUUGGCAGUAACACUGUGGUAGAAGCAAAAGGAAAGAGAGUGCGAGGCCGUCUCUACCCAUGGGGCAUUGUAGAAGUUGAGAACAGCGCACACUGUGAUUUUGUUAAGCUCAGGAACAUGCUGGUGCGCACCCACAUGCAAGACUUGAAGGAUGUAACUCGAGAGACACACUAUGAAAACUACCGUGCCCAAUGCAUUCAAAGCAUGACCAGGAUGGUGGUCAAAGAGAGGAAUCGCAAUAAAUUAACACGCGAAAGUGGAACGGAUUUUCCAAUUCCUGUGGCCCCUGGUGUAACAGACAGUGAGACGGAGAAGUUGAUCCGACAGAAGGAUGAAGAGCUGAGACGAAUGCAGGAAAUGCUUCAGAAAAUCCAGGAGCAGAUGCAUGGCCAAAAGGAGUAUUAAACGUCCGUAUUAAUUCAAGGGAUUUGAUCUACCUUUUUCAUCCCUGCAUUGAACAGUGAAUGAAGUAUAAAGAAAGGACUGCAGAGAGACAAUUUUUUGAAGGAAACAAACCUCUCUACUCUCAUUAUCUCCCAUGGCAUACCAUUAGCUACAAAGAGUUGUGACAGAUUUAAAGCAAAAAACUCGCAAGAAAGUGGUACCUCGUGAGUCUUCUUGUUGAUACUACCAGCCCAAGCGUUCUUAGGUGGACUGCUUAAAAACAGCUGCAGUGUAACGGUUCAGCAGUCCAUGGUGUGUUCAGCAUCAUCCAGGCUUCCCAGUUACUGAUUAGUUCCUUCUAGGUGCUUAAAAACUAAGAACAUUUCGCUGACGAUCAACCAUUUAAGUGCACUGCAGUUGCAAGCCACCUCUUUAAUUGGUUGUAAUGCUCAUCUGUUUACAUUAAAAAGAAUCGAUCAUA
Messenger RNA from Erpetoichthys calabaricus (reedfish), 2279 nucleotides. Its product is annotated as septin-4. Gene Ontology annotation, cellular component: septin ring; synaptic vesicle; septin complex. The transcript is spliced from 13 exons. Gene Ontology annotation, biological process: regulation of exocytosis; cytoskeleton-dependent cytokinesis. The record is from RefSeq and is a predicted model, not a curated record. Gene Ontology annotation, molecular function: GTPase activity; GTP binding; molecular adaptor activity. Bases 242 to 1819 code for a protein of 525 amino acids. NCBI's taxonomy places the organism in Eukaryota, Metazoa, Chordata, Cladistia, Polypteriformes, Polypteridae.